Messenger RNA from Rhipicephalus microplus (southern cattle tick), 5623 nucleotides. RefSeq names its product tRNA splicing endonuclease subunit 54 (gene Tsen54). Gene Ontology annotation, cellular component: tRNA-intron endonuclease complex. NCBI's taxonomy places the organism in Eukaryota, Metazoa, Arthropoda, Arachnida, Ixodida, Ixodidae. The record is from RefSeq and is a predicted model, not a curated record. Gene Ontology annotation, biological process: tRNA-type intron splice site recognition and cleavage.
AAUCGUAUUCUCUGAGGCGGCAAGCAUGGCGGCUGCCGAAGCUUCGGUUGACGUCGUAGCUUGCGACGAGAAAUCAGGCGAAGAUGGGACGAACAGCCCAGAUUCUUCGAGUGAGCCACUUGCCACAACAAGCUCGAUGCCGGACGAUUACGUCUAUCAGGCUCCCAGUGGUGCGGACGUCUUCAAGUGGCAUCAAGGGCGCAUCCACGACAAUGAGGCCAAAGUUUGGCAGGGCACGAAGCGGCUGGAGCCAAACGGAACCGUGGAGGAAGCGGAGCUGGUGGAAUUGUUGAGGAAGAGCAGAGCCGACAUGCUUAAUCGCGUCGGAUCGUUCAGACCCAUCGACGUCUUGCAAGCUCUUUGGGACGAGGAGGAGAAGAGAGUUGUCGUCACCAAGCAUAAGGGCACAUACCUCAAGUUUAUGGGCACCAAAGUUGGCGACCGCACGGUUCUCCACCCACACGAGGCACUCUUCCUGCUCGAAGCGAAUCAGUUGCUGCUGAUGCGAGAUGGCACCAUGAUGAGCGUCUCGGAGGCCUACGAGCUUCUCUUGAAGGACGGGGACGACUACGACAAGUAUCUGGUCUACUCACACAUUCUUAGGGCUGGAUACAUCGUCGUCCCACACAGGAAGCAGGUCAGCCAGGAAUCACCGAAACCCGCUAACGAGGAAACCAAGGAAGUGAAAGGCAAGCAGCACGAUAGCGACGACGACGUGGUCUGCCUCGACGACUCGGACGAUUCAGACAUCUCUGUCGUCGAGGUGAUUCCGGCCAAGUUUCCCAAGCUUGACCCUUCUAUAACGAUAACGCGGGUGAACAGCUCGAAGAGGAGCCUCUUUCCGGAGAAACGACGCUCCCAAGCCAACGACCUCGCCUUCCCGCAGUAUAUUGCCGGUCAGCCGCUGGUCCUGAAACGACCGCCUCGCCACCUCCUUCCCCGGAACGUCUACCCUUCCCGAGAGUGGUACGAGGUUGACCCCACCAGGUGGUGUUUGGAAGAGACUGCCAUCAGGGAGAAGCGGAGAAACAGGGGCUGGUAUGGCGAACGGUCGUCGGAAAACUGGGACCAAAGGCACAGCUCUGGACGAAGGAAUCCCGCUAUCCCAGAUCUGAGGCCAGACAUGCAGUGCCAAGACAACAGACAGGCUUGGCAAGCGCCAAACGCUUCGUCUUCAUGGCACACACCGAAUAACUUGGCACAAUUUUUCCCGGAGCAGUGCCGAGAUGGCAGAACGUGGAGCAACCAUGCGGACCGAGGUGGUUAUGAAACCAGUCAUUCUAGGGGUCCAUACUUGAGUGGCGACGGUCCGUGGAACGAUGCAGCUGUCCGAACCUCACCGUAUGAUGCACCUCCCUGCCAGCCCUGGUGGCACGGGGGAGGAGGAUUCAGUGGUGGUGUUCCACCGCAACCGUGGAACUUUGCCGAUGUCCGGGGAGCAGCCGGCAUGGAAAGACCACCGAUACCGCUACCGUGGGGUUCGGGCCAGCCCUGGCGCACUAUGCCACCACCACCACUUCACCAGCUCCCUCCGCCACCACCAUUGCUUCCAGGCUGGACAUCUCGAAAGCCUCACGAAGGUAGUUCCAGCAACCAGUAUGGAUACUUUACAGAGGCCUAUGCAUCAGAAGCAUCAGAGCGGAGCCAGGAGUCACGGAGGUUUGGGUCAGACUCAUCAUUCUACUCCGGGCCGGGUCGACCAGACCGGCCCACUCGUCCGAACCAGGCGUCGUACCGAAGAACUGCGCACAGGAAUGACAGCAGUCCACGGCGAAACUGGCAGCGGAAACCGCACCGGCCGAGCCACUGGCAGUGCAGUGUUCGCGGGGGCCUCGACGAGGACGAGUAUCCCUCGGCCCUGCCUCCCUUCUCGGCAGGGGCAACCAGCUGGUCCGAGCUCAAGUUCGACCUCGCCCAGGCCGAGCGCUCGGAGGCUCUCCUAGACGGCGAGGGCUCCGUCCUCUGGAAAGGCUCCAUCAAGCCGCUGGUCACACCCACUCAGGACGUCUCAAUACCGGGCAUCGUCUCCCAGCUUCCCAUAACCCCGGAGGUCGACCUUGUCAACGGCAGUCGGCAGUCGAGCAGCUCCACGUCGGACGACUCCGAGCCGGUGACACCCGACCUGGAUGUGUAUCUGCCUGCCACGAGUUACUCCAAGCGGAACCCUGGAACGCCCGAGUGCCGGGUCUGCGUAGUCAGGUGGGAAGAUGGGCCAGUUCAGCUGCGAGACCUGAGAGCGCGGCAAGCGCCCAUGAGCGAUGACGCGCCUCUCGUGUUCGCAGCGGUGGACCAAGGCCAAGUGCACCUGUAUGCGUACGACGUGAUGGAAGUGCCGCGUUUCUUUCCAUCAUCCUAGUCUCAGAGCGGGGUGUUACUUUGUUCUGUUGAUGUGAAAUCAUUACAACACCUCAUUAUUGCUAGGGAGUGAAUUUUCCGGAUUGCCGUCAAAUUUCAAACCAAUCUCCAAGCUGUGCACUUUCGCCAGGACAAUAAUUCCCCAUUAAGCCAGCAUCCAAUUAGAGCAGCUGAAUCACUGCCGCUUUUUUUUUUUUGUGUGUGCCUCAGCGGGAGAGCAGUCAAAGAAAGAAAAAAAUGUUUGACGUCUAGACGACGUAGGUGCCGUUUCUACAGUGCUCGAACUUCAGUCUGUAUUGUUCUCGAGUAAAUCCUAUAAUGUUGUGAAAUUUCUUUAUGCUACGUCAAUAAAGUAUUUUUGUAGUAGUGUUGACUGAAACAAUCGUCAAUACAUGAGGCUCAAAGCAGUCGUGUUAAUUUUAAAAAAUAACGCUAGUGUAUACGUUGGAUAUCAGCUAUAUGCCUGACUGCCUUCUGGCUUCAGCUGUUGCUGGUUAACAAACAGUGCUUAGUAUACCCCUAGUACAGAUUAGAUAGCGCAUCCAUGGCUGCCAAGCAAUCAGCUUGACGCACGAUAGUGUUUCCGGGCAACAGCAGCUGCUGUGCUGUGGUACGUUUAUUAUUUUACUACUGUAAAAUAGAUCAGAAUGGAAGUAUUGCACUUUAAUUUAAAGGUUCAGCCUCACUUUGUUUUGGUGUAUGCAACUUUAUAGUGCAUGUUUAAUAUGUUGAUUUGUUGGAGAAACUGUAUUUGUGAUAUUGUACUUGCAUCUCUGUAACGUUUCUGUGUGCCUUUUUUUUUUUCAUGCAUGGACACUCGUGUGCAUGUAUCGUCAGCCAACUCAUGGAAGAAAAGUGUUUGCAGCGUUAUUUCUUGUUUCGAUUUCACAGUACUUAAGAAGUUUUGUUACAAAUGCAAUAAAACAGUGAGACCUUCCUUUUUUGGGCACGCAAUUUGAGAGAUAUGAGCUGAUGCACUGCAUUUUGAGCGAAUCUUGUAUUGUUUUUCAGGUGUCAAACUUGUUUUCGCGGCUAAAUGAAUGGCUUGAUACAUAGGCAGAGAUGUUAGCUUCUCAUUUGAUUAGCUGUAGAUGUGACCUUCUUGCAUGCUGUGCACUUCAGUCAAUAACCACAGGCAUUUAAUUAAUUUGGUGUGAAGUGACGGGUGACCAUGUCAGGCGGAGAUAUCAAUUUUCAGCCUUAUGCGCUAUGCAUUUUCUCGCAUUCAGUGUGGUCAAGCCACACAAAGCAAUGAGUCUAAAUCGCUGCUUCACUUUAGUGUGCCCUUGAAUGCUCUUGAACAAGACUGCGUACCUGUUCGUUGAACACCUGCAGCUUUUCUAUUACAGCACCGUUUCUAAAUAUUGCUGCGAAUGCACAUUUAUUACAGAUUGCUGUAUACAGUAGCCAGAUCACAAGGUCGUGGUUGAUGAAUCGAGUUGAGGUUAAUUUAGGAACACUUUAGGAUUAGACCAGCUGUUACAGACAUAACUUAGGAAGACAAAUGUUGGGAUCAGUGCCAAUGAAUUAGCGUGGGUAAUUUUUUUUGGAGGGGGGUGGCAGAAGCUAUGUUGCUGGCUAUUGUUAAAGUAUUCACUUCUUCCAUUGUGCGACUGCAUAAACUGAUGGCGCUGAAGAGCCAGUAGUGAUGUGAAAAUGGGAGUCAUCUCUACACCAUUCUAAGUAUACAACGGAGUGCCUUGUACUCUGUUUUAUACUCAGGAGUAAAUAAUACUCCAGUUUAUUCUUGAAAUGGAGUAAUUUGUACUGCAUGUUAUUGUUGAAACGGUGUAAAGAGUACUCUGUAUAAUGCUUGGCAGACAAUUUGGUAUGUAAACUACGCUGAAAUCACUGUAAACCGAGUACAAAAUUGAGUGACGAGUACGCCUUAGUAUGGCAACCUUGCAAACUGUCGGUGUAACACUCAUUUGCUCCAUUUUCACAACUUCAUCGACCGAGGAUGUUGAGGAGCUCAGACUGUUGUGGAGACUGAAGUUGGCACCUAUGCAAUGGAACUAAAAAAAAAAAAAAAGUUUAAGAAUUUUGUUUGUUUGUCAAGACAUUUCAGUGAAGCAUAAAGGGUGUACUUCAUGGCACCUUAACUUAGAGAACCUAUUCACUUUUAAUCGAAACACAACUUAUUGUUCAACCUUCUCACAGUGUAGGGAACAUUGGUGAAAGUUAUGUGUACAAAUGUAUCUAAAUAAAUAAAGUAGCCCCAUACUUCUUAUAUGGGUGAGCAGCGAAAAUGGCUAGUUUCAAGCUUUGUCCUUCGGCUUUUACAUAGCCUGUUUGAGAUGUAUGAUGUUGUUUCUCAGUUCUCCUUUGUGCCCAAGAGAACUGAGAGCCUGAGGAAAGUGGUCCAGAAAGCAAGCCAGAAAGUGCGUAUCUACAGGUUAACACGGACCAUAGGUGGAGUUGUGGUAAUAUCGUGUGCCAACCUCUCACAACUCGUUAGUCCUCAAUGAUAAUGUUUACUGAGAUAAUUAUAAUUUUUUUAUAUUUGAGCUUCUUAUAAGGGCUGCUUUUAUAAUCUCUCCACAAUUUUUGUGAAAUUUUCAGUGCCUUUAGAAGGAACGCUCACAAGUACUUGGAAAACUGUGCAACCUUUUUUUCUAUUGCUAUUUGGCAAUGUAAAAGUUUAUGUGAGCAAUUACUCUUUGAAAUACAAGCAGUAGCACUCCUGUGAUUAGCAUGUUCAUCAUAAGUUACUUGUUAUUCUUUUACCUCCUUUUUUUCUCAGUUUGAAUGGUGCAACAUUUCAAGUCACAUAUACUUUUAAGUAGCCAUCACGCACACCUAUUCAAGUUACUGUACAGUUUGUUCAUUAGGUUACCCAUCAUGAUCAAUCAAGGUAUGUUAAUUGUGGGAUGUGCAUCAUCACAUAUUCAAAGCAUGACACUUUGCAUACAAUUCACUCCUACUAAAAUCUAUCUUUCACAAUUUAAUAUGUCACCUGUGCCUAAUUUGGACAUGUUCAAUACAAUGUAGAUUGUCGAGGUUUCACAAAUUGCAAAUUUAGUUGUGGUGAAUGGCAAGCUCUUUGACAGUUUACAUAAACUCAGUGUCCACACUUUGCAAAUCCAUGUACAAACCAACAUGUAUAUGUAACUAGCAUUCUUGCAUGAUAGCAAUGCUUGCUUUUGUGCCCUUGACGAGAUGUAAAUACACUAAAUUUUGUUUGCAUGCAUGCAUGGCCCCUGCAAACAUUGUCACCUUUUGUGAUGUUCAUACGUGAAACAAUAAAUAUAUCUCCUAUUGACACAAA